AUGCCGCGCUUCUCCCCUCCUGAUCCACAGCCACCUCGACGCCACUUCUGCCACGUCAGUGGCCAACUUGAUGGCCCUUCGCUGGCUGGUCCCUGUGAUGCCCAGGAUUUUGGAGGCCCACAUCACUCUGGCAUCCCUUUCGUUAGCCUCCUCAAUACGGUCCUCUCAAGGCACAGCUUUGAGGCUACAGAGGUAACACAUGCGCACUGGGCAUCAAAAGCGCAGAUAGAGGCAAAACAAUGUCACAAAAAAAGGACAUAUCCUUCAGGUGCAGAAAAAAGGAAGAAGAAGAAAGUGGAAGAGGAGAAAAAAUGCCAUGAUAAAGGAGCAUUGUUAAAAUACUUUGGAGGCACAGAAUCAGCCCAGAGCCAGUCCACAUCCUCAGGCUCAACUGUGAGUGAUGAAUCAGGUCCAUCUCCAUCCUCUACAGUGCUCUCUCACACACCUCCAUCAUCUGUGCCCACUGUCCCCUCCAUGUCUGAAACCACAGCUGAUUCAUCUACAACUUCCACCACAACGUCCCCUUCACACCAUGGACCAUCAUCAGCUCCGCCAGUUGACCCAGCUGAGUGGCCUUCUUUCCUCUCAGAUUCAGACAGGACUGAGCAGACUGGAAGUCUUUCCAGAGAGUGGUGAGGACGGCGGAAAAGAUCAUCAGGACUCCUCUUCCUCCUAUCCAGGAGAUCGCAAAAAGCCGCUGACUGACCAGGGCUCAGAAAAUCUGCAAAGACUCCUCCCACCCCCACCAAGGACUGUUUUCACUGCUGGACUCUAAAAAGACGUUUCCGCAGCCUCCGAAGCAGAACCUCCAGGUUCUGUAACAGCUUCUUCCCUCAGGCCGUAAGACUCUUGAACGCAUCAUAAUUAAAUUAUCCCUUCAACUCCCCCCCAAAUGGAUUAACUCGCUGGAAUAAAAAAGACAAUAUAACAUGCAUCCAUAAACGUGGAUGCAUGUGAAAAAGUGCAAUAUAUUUAUCUGUACAGUAAUCUAUUUAUUAUUUAUUUAUUGUAUAUAUAUAUGUUUAUAUAUUAUUUAUAUAUAUUUAUUUAUUUAUAUAUGCACCUUAUUGCUUUUUUAUCCUGCACUACCAUGAGUUUAUGUAGUGAAAUUUCGUUCUUGUCUGUGCUGUAAAGUUCAAAUUUGAAUGAAAAUAAAAAGGAAGUCUAAGUCUAAGUCUAAAAUGGAUGGAUAGGAAUGUCUGAUGCUGGAUGU
This is a messenger RNA of Entelurus aequoreus (snake pipefish), 1213 nucleotides long. RefSeq lists its product as uncharacterized. The coding region runs from base 1 to 636 and encodes 211 amino acids. The transcript has 6 exons. NCBI's taxonomy places the organism in Eukaryota, Metazoa, Chordata, Actinopteri, Syngnathiformes, Syngnathidae. The record is from RefSeq and is a predicted model, not a curated record.